Messenger RNA from Momordica charantia (bitter melon), 3950 nucleotides. RefSeq lists its product as uncharacterized. Gene Ontology annotation, cellular component: nucleus; plasma membrane; cytoplasm. NCBI's taxonomy places the organism in Eukaryota, Viridiplantae, Streptophyta, Magnoliopsida, Cucurbitales, Cucurbitaceae. The record is from RefSeq and is a predicted model, not a curated record. Gene Ontology annotation, biological process: endosomal transport; endocytosis. Gene Ontology annotation, molecular function: protein binding; calcium ion binding.
GUUUUUGUUUUUGUUUUUUAUUUUUCCAGCAACAGAAACCUCUUCCCUUCCCUCUCUCUCUCAACCUGCUCCUUCAUCAGUGUAUCCCAAAUUUUUUUAUAUGAUUUUUCUGAAUUGGUGGAUAGAGGCGUUCCAAUCACUCGAUUUUGUUUCGUUAGGGCUUUUCGAUUUGUGAUUAAUCCAUGUGGUUUUGAUCUGUUUGAAUCCAACUGUUUUUGGUUCUCUCAUGCGCGUGCGCCGUGAAUCCGUCGGCUUGUUGCUCCGAUCCAAGAGUUGCAGCUUUUGAAUUCGGCAAUGGCAUCGGCGCAGAACCAAGCGCCGAACGUGGAUCUCUUCGAUGCCUACUUUCGACGUGCCGAUUUGGACCGUGAUGGUCGAAUUAGUGGUGCUGAAGCGGUUGCCUUCUUUCAAGGCUCAGGAUUGGCCAAACAGGUCCUUGCUCAGAUUUGGGCGCUUGCGGACCCGAGACAGAUUGGUUUCCUUGGUCGAGCGGAGUUUUAUAAUGCCCUUAGGCUGGUAACUGUAGCACAGAGUAAGAGGGAAUUAACUCCUGAGAUUGUGAAAGCAGCGUUGUAUAGCCCAGCUGCAGCUAAAAUACCAGCACCACAAAUUAAUGUCAAUAUCCAACCUGCAUCUCAGUUCAAUUCUACUGCAGCACUACCACCUACACCUCAGAGUGGCAUUGUUGCUCCAACGCCCUCCCAAAGCACUGGGUUGGGAUCUCAGGUUCCUCGAAAUGUCAAUGCGAACCUUCCGCCGGUUCCUUCUAGAGAGGGUCAAUCAGUAAGGCCUCCGUUGGCAACAUCAAAUUCUGCUUUCCGUCCAGCACAGGGAUUUCCAGGAGCAGGCACUGCAUCGGGGCCUCCUCCUACGAAUUCAAGCAUCUCAACUGAUUGGGCAAGCGACGGUGCGGGUGGAGUUCAGGGAACAUCCUCACAACCUCCUAACAGAGGAGUCAGUCCUGCUGGGACACAGGUCGGUGCAUUUGGGCAAUCAAGUGCAGGAUUAACAACUUCUCUACCCCCAAGGCCUCAGUCUGCCCCCGGAGCAAAGUCGUCUACAACAUCACCUGCGGAGAGUAAAGUGCAAGGUAUUUCUGGAAAUGGGACUGCUUCUGGACCAUAUUUUGGAGGAGAUAUCUUCUCUGCAACCCCAGUUACCUCAGAUAAAUUGUCUGCUAGCAAUAAAACUUCCACAUCAGUCACUGCUCCUGUAUCUUCUGUUGCACAACCAAUAGCUAGAGCAAGUUCCCUUGAUUCUUUGCAAAAUUCAUUUAUGAAACCACCCCUUGGUAAUCAGUCCCUACGGAACCAGCCAGUUGGGAAGCCCAAUCAACAGGGCAUAGUGCAACCUGCUUCAUCUGGAUUAUCAACAGGAGCUCAUAACUCUGUUUCUGGUCAGUCUCAGCGGCCUUGGCCUAGAAUGACACAGACUGAUGUGCAGAAGUAUACCAAAGUUUUUGUUGAGGUAGAUAAAGAUAGAGAUGGAAAAAUUACCGGUGAAGAAGCACGGAACUUGUUCUUGAGUUGGAGACUGCCAAGAGAGGUUUUAAAGCAAGUGUGGGACUUAUCCGAUCAAGAUAAUGAUAGCAUGCUUUCUGUCAGGGAGUUCUGUAUUGCACUCUAUUUGUUGGAGCGGCAUAGGGAAGGGCACAUUCUUCCUGCUAUGCUUCCUAGCAACAUCAUGUUUGAUUUUUCCAGCAAUGGUCAUCCUGUGACUCCAGCUGCAUCUAACUUUAGCAAUGCAGCCUGGAGACCGACAGCUGGUUACCAACAGCACCAAGGGAUUCCUGGGUCUGGUAAUCGGCAUGGAGCUCCUACAGCUGGAGUACAACCGCCUAAACCUGCUGCUGUUUCCCAGUUUGAGGAUGAGCCACAUACCAAUAAACCUAAAUCAAAGGUUCCUGUGCUGGAGAAAAAUCUUGUUAGUCAACUUAGUACAGAGGAGCAGAAGUCUCUCAAUUCAAAGUUCCAAGAAGCAGCAGAUGCUGAGAAAAAGGUUGAAGAAUUGGAGAAAGAAAUUUUGGACUCUAGACAGAAAAUUGAGUAUUUUCGUACUAAAAUGCAGGAGCUUGUUUUGUACAAGAGCAGAUGUGACAAUCGUCUGAAUGAAAUAUCUGAAAGAGUUUCUUCAGAUAAACGUGAGGUAGAUUCCCUUGCUAAGAAAUAUGAAGAGAAGUAUAAACAAUCUGGUGAUGUAGCCUCCAGAUUAACUGUUGAAGAAUCUACAUUCCGUGAUAUACAGGAGAAGAAGAUGGAGGUGUAUCAGGCGAUUGUGAAGAUGGGACAAGAUGGUGGUGCAGAUGGUGUUCUGCAGGCUCGUGCUGACCGUAUCCAGUCAGAUAUUGAGGAGUUAGUGAAAGGUCUCAAUGAACGCUGCAAGAGUUAUGGCUUGCGUGCAAAACCAAUAACUCUGACAGAACUUCCUUUUGGUUGGCAACCUGGCAUUCAAGUGGGAGCUGCUGACUGGGAUGAAGAUUGGGAUAAAUUUGAAGAUGAAGGUUUCACUGUUGUCAAGGAGCUCACUCUUGAUGUGCAAAAUGUCAUAGCACCUCCGAAGCAGAAAUCUAAGUCAGUGCAAAAAGAAAAAGGUGCAGCCGUUGACAGCCAAAAAGUUGCACCUGCACCAGACGCUGAUACCAAGGAAGGUACCAAGGAAGGAGGUUCUGAACCAGAUCCUGAUACCAAGGGAGAGAAACCUCCUAGUAUGGAUGAAACAGCUGUUGAAAAUGGCUCCACACAUGAUAAUAAAAGUGAAGGUGAAUCAGCCAAAAGUGCUCCUAACAGCCCCUUUGCAAGUAGUGCUAUUGGAAGUCCCAAGGAGUCUAUGGAUUCCAAUUUUGGAAAGGCUGCUGGUUUUGAUGCUUCACCCCGUGAUAAGGACGCUCAUAGUGAUCACGGAGGUGUGGGGUCGGUGUUUUCUGGUGACAAGAGCUAUGACGAACCUGCUUGGGGAAGGUUUGAUACGAAUGAUGAUGUUGACUCUGUUUGGGGCUUUAAUGCAGGAGGUUCCACUAAGACCGACAAUGAUCUAAACCGGGACAGCUACUUUUUCGAUUCUGGGGAGUUGGGUUUAAACCCUAUCAGAACAGAUCCAUUCCCGGCUAAGAGAAGUACAUUUGCUUUUGAUGAGUCCGUUCCUAGCACCCCGCUCUUCAACUCAGGCAAUUCACCACAUAACUUCAGAGAGGGGUCGGAACCAAGUUUCGACAGCUUCUUGAGGUUUGAUUCUUUCGGUAUGCACGACAGUGGCAUUUUUCCUCCACAGGACAACACAUUUUCACGAUUCGACUCGAUGCGCAGCAGUAGAGACUUUGACCAGGGUCAUGGAUUCUCCUCGUUUGGUCCACCCGACACACCUCACAGCAGUAGAGACUUCAAUCGGGGCCAUGGACCCUCAUCAUUGUCAAGAUUCGAUUCGAUGCGCAGCAGCAAGGACUUUGAUCAAGGAUUCCCUUCAUUGGCACGAUUCGACUCAAUGCGCAGUAGCAAAGACUUCGAUCAGGGACAUGGAUUCCCAUCAUUCGAUGAUGCAGCAGAUCCUUUCGGAGCAACGGGGCCAUUUAGGGCGUCCCUGGAUAAUCAAACUCCGAAGAGAGGAUCGGAUAAUUGGAGCGCGUUUUAGCCAGGUUUGCAUUGCUCAUUUUACAUAUGAUAUAUCUUUUGUUCUAAAGCUUCUAGAACGGUUUAAGCUGGGAUGAUAUUAUUUGAGAUGUAGGUUUGUCCUCAGUGUGCCAUCUUUGCCUCAGGUUGAUAUGCUUGUGAUGUAUUUUUUUUUCUUUUCACCUUGUGUAUUCAAUUUUUUAUAUAAAUUUUAAAUUCAUUUGUAUGUUUUUUUUUUCCUUUUUGGGUUAAAAAAAAUCCUUUACAGCUUAUUGGCGUGAGAAUUUGAUUAUUUGCUGUUGAGAAUUAUGAUGAUCCCACCGAGCCUUGAGGUUUGAUUUGCUUCCA